AUGCACCCCGGGGUGCCUGCAGCCCCUGCAGUCUCUGAGCCCAGCCCCCGGGAACUGUGUGCCUUCGUGAGUGGGGCCACUACCCACAUGCUGCGCACUCUGCACCCCCGGCGGACCCGGCCCCCCAAAAGGAGGCCCAACCACAGGAGGUUUCUUCACAACCAGAUCUGCAGGCAGUUUGCCAAGAUUGAAGCUGCCACCCAGGAGCUGGCCCUGUCUAUCCUGUCCCAGGAGGCACCUCCACAGAGACCUCCGCCCCGAAGACCACCCCCGCCGCCUCCGUCCCCCUUCCUGGGGGUGGCCUGUGCUGUGGCUCCCACCGAGGCACCCUAUGCCAGCCCCAGCCUGAGCCUCGCGGCCCUGGACGCCUCCACCCUAGACCUCUUUGAUGAUAUUGCACUCACCUCAGAGUGUCCCUCAGGGCCAUCUGAGUUGUCCUGCUGCACUUGGGGCCAGCCAGACCUGAGGCAGGCUUCACAUUUCUAUAAUCCCCCACCCCCUCCCUCAAAUGCCCUGGAGGGUGUGGACGGGCCCUGGGCUUCUGAGGUGGAUUGGGUGGGCAGGUGGGAGGUGCCCUGUGCCUGCCAUUCUCAGGGAAUCCCUGAGGGCUGGGGGACCUGCUCCCCAUAAUGUUCAACCACGACCCAACCCAGGCCCACCGCCCCCAGACAAAUCAGAGGCCACCCUUACGAUAGCUCAACAGCUGCCCCCAGGAGCCCCCUGCCCUGUCCACUCCCCUCCCGGCAACUCCUGGGAGCAUGAGCCACCCCCGGACUCCUCCCACCUCAGACCACAUCUUCUGCUCACCCAGGUCCCCCAAAUCUGCCUCUGCCAAGGUGUCC
This is a messenger RNA of Lutra lutra (Eurasian river otter), 842 nucleotides long. It is a transcript of the gene C17H19orf85, whose product is annotated as chromosome 17 C19orf85 homolog. The transcript is spliced from 2 exons. The record is from RefSeq and is a predicted model, not a curated record. Lineage: Eukaryota; Metazoa; Chordata; Mammalia; Carnivora; Mustelidae. Bases 1 to 630 code for a protein of 209 amino acids.